This is a messenger RNA of Populus trichocarpa (black cottonwood), 2512 nucleotides long. Its product is annotated as protein AUXIN SIGNALING F-BOX 2. The record is from RefSeq and is a predicted model, not a curated record. Gene Ontology annotation, cellular component: SCF ubiquitin ligase complex. The transcript has 3 exons. Gene Ontology annotation, biological process: SCF-dependent proteasomal ubiquitin-dependent protein catabolic process. Lineage: Eukaryota; Viridiplantae; Streptophyta; Magnoliopsida; Malpighiales; Salicaceae. The coding region runs from base 560 to 2275 and encodes 571 amino acids. Gene Ontology annotation, molecular function: protein binding.
AACCAUGGUUAAGUUAAGCUGCAAGUCACUUGAGUUAAACUUAAAAAACACAAGUGUUUUUAUGUUCUUCUUUUUCUGUUGGGUUUUCUGGGAAUAGAGGGAGAGGAGAGAUGAAAAAUCUGAACUUGAAGUAGUAGUACGUGGUGGUCUCCCUCUCUAUAACAUCAUCUUCUUUGUUUUUCUGUUACUGUUAUUGUUAUCUUGGGAUUUUUGAUUUAGUUAAGAAUUUCCAUUUAUGGAACCCCCAAGUUCUCAGAUCUCUUUUGUUUGAUCUGUUUAUGUUUAUUCUUGGGUUUUUCAGUUCUAUGUAAUGUAAUCAUCACCAUCGGAUUCAACAACAUUAUCAUUUCAUAAAACCUAACGAAAGAAAAGAAAACCCAUAAAUUUUUCCUUCACUUUCUUGAGAAAGUUUGAGUAUUUUCUCUCGUGUCAUUUUUAAUAAACCCAUUUGGUUUUUAGAUCUCUGGAUCUGUUUCAAUCGUUGUAAAGAUAAAAAAUUUCUAGUUUCCAGAUCUAGGUUCUUUUUUUUUUCUUUUUUUUUGGUAGGUUUUGAAUUAAAAUGAAUUAUUUCCCAGAUGAAGUAUUAGAGCAUAUUUUCGAUUUUGUAACAUCACAAAGAGACAGGAACUCAGUUUCUCAAGUAUGUAAACCAUGGUACAAGAUCGAAAGUAGUAGCAGGCAGAAGGUUUUUGUAGGGAAUUGUUAUGCAAUUAGUCCUCAGAGAGUGAUUGAGAGGUUUCCUGGUUUAAAAUCUAUUACUUUGAAAGGAAAGCCUCAUUUUGCUGAUUUUAAUUUGGUUCCAAAUGAUUGGGGAGGCUUUGUUUAUCCAUGGAUUGAAGCUUUUGCAAGGAAUAGUGUGGGGUUAGAGGAGCUCAAGUUGAAGAGGAUGAUAAUAUCCGAUGAGUGCUUGGAGCUCAUUUCAAGGUCUUUUCCCAAUUUCAAGUCCUUGGUUCUUGUUAGUUGUGAAGGCUUCACUGCUGAUGGCCUUGCUGCUAUUGCUUCUAAUUGUAGGUUUCUUAGGGAGCUGGACCUGCAAGAAAACGAUGUUGAAGAUCAUAGAGGCCAUUGGCUUAGCUGCUUUCCUGAUACCUGUACAUCUCUUGUAUCACUUAAUUUUGCAUGUCUCAAAGGUGAGGUCAAUGUAGCAGCACUUGAGAGACUUAUAGCAAGAUCUCCUAAUCUGAGGAGUUUGAGGUUAAAUCAUGCAGUGCCACUUGAUGUACUUCAAAAAAUAUUGAUCCGAGCACCUCAUUUAGUGGACUUGGGUGUAGGGUCUUAUGUAAAUGAUCCAGAUUCUGAGACCUAUAAUAAAUUAGUGAUGGCUAUUCAAAAGUGUAUGUCAGUCAAGAGUUUGUCAGGAUUUCUGGAGGUUGCUCCCCACUGCCUAUCAGCUUUUCACUUAAUUUGCCCGAACUUGACUUCCUUGAACUUAAGUUAUGCUCCAGGAAUUCAUGGUGCUGAGCUCAUAAAGCUAAUUCGCCACUGCAUGAAACUCCAGCGCUUAUGGAUACUGGACUGCAUUGGAGACCAAGGACUAGAAGUUGUUGCUUCCACUUGCAAGGAUUUGCAGGAAAUAAGGGUCUUUCCUUCUGAUCCACACGUUGGGAAUGCAGCUGUGACAGAAGUGGGCUUGGUCGCUCUUUCUAGUGGUUGCCGUAAGCUCCACUCAAUUCUAUACUUCUGUCAGCAGAUGACCAAUGUAGCCCUCAUUACUGUAGCUAAGAACUGCCCCAACUUUACCCGCUUCCGGUUGUGCAUCCUUGACCCCACAAAACCAGACGCUGUGACCAAUCAGCCAUUGGAUGAAGGUUUUGGGGCUAUUGUUCAUUCAUGCAAGGGUCUCAGGCGGUUGUCAAUGACUGGCCUGCUGACUGAUAAAGUUUUCCUCUACAUUGGAAUGUAUGCCGAGCAGCUUGAAAUGCUUUCUAUUGCAUUUGCUGGGGACACUGACAAGGGAAUGCAGUAUCUGUUGAAUGGUUGCAAAAAGCUUCGCAAGCUAGAGAUAAGGGACUGCCCUUUUGGUAAUGCAGCGCUUUUAAUGGACGUGGGAAAGUAUGAAACAAUGCGAUCCCUUUGGAUGUCAUCGUGCGAAGUUACCCUUGGAGGCUGCAAGUCCCUUGCGAAGAAGAUGCCAAGGCUCAAUGUGGAGAUCAUUAAUGAAAAUGAUCAGAUGGAUGCUAGUGCUGAUGAUAGGCAAAAGGUAGAGAAGAUGUUCCUAUAUCGGACUUUGGCGGGGCGAAGGGAAGAUGCACCAGAGUUCGUUUGGACUUUAUAGGUGAACCAGGGGUGUGUUUUUUAGGCCCUGCCCACUAUUUCACUGUUAUUAAGUAGUUGUACUUUGUUUAGGCAGCUGAUUUUUAUGGAUUUUUUAGCCUAUUGGUGUUCCAGUGGCAUGCGACUAUUUUUUUUCUAAAUUUGUAAGAGAUUGCUACUUUGUACUUCAUGUUUUUAUAGAUGUAACUGUGCAAGUAUUGGCAUGAUCAGCCAGUUCCAGCAGGAAUUGGAUUCUCAA